GCUCUGCCGACAGCCUCGGAGUUGUCGAAGGAUCUGAUGCCCGGGCCGUACCCCCGGACGGCGGAGGAGCGCGCAGCCGCCGCCAAGAAGUACAACAUGCGGGUGGAGGACUACGAGCCCUACCCCGACGAUGGCUUCGGGGGGUUUGGUGAUUAUCCCAAACUUCCUGAUAAGUCCCUUCAUGAGAGAGACCCUUGGUACCAGUGGGACCAGCAGGACAUGAGGCAUAACUGGGGGGAGCCGAUGCACUGGGACUUCGACAUGUAUAUUCGGAACCGUGUUGAUACCUCCCCCACUCCAGUUCCCUGGCACACCAUGCGCAAACACUUCCUUAUCUUUUUGGGUACCAUGCUGACCAUGUUUUGUGUUGGACACUACUUUCCAUCUUACAGGCCUGUGGGACCGAAGCAAUAUCCCUUCAAUGACCUGUAUCUGGAGAGAGGAGGAGACCCCAAUAAAGAGCCACCAGUGGUGACGUACUAUGAAAUCUGA
Messenger RNA from Merops nubicus (carmine bee-eater), 492 nucleotides. It is a transcript of the gene NDUFB8, whose product is annotated as NADH dehydrogenase (ubiquinone) 1 beta subcomplex, 8, 19kDa. Lineage: Eukaryota; Metazoa; Chordata; Aves; Coraciiformes; Meropidae. Gene Ontology annotation, biological process: mitochondrial electron transport, NADH to ubiquinone. Gene Ontology annotation, cellular component: mitochondrion. The record is from RefSeq and is a predicted model, not a curated record. The annotation marks the transcript as partial. The transcript has 4 exons.